This is a messenger RNA of Onychostoma macrolepis, 1813 nucleotides long. Its product is annotated as fibroblast growth factor receptor 1-A-like. Gene Ontology annotation, cellular component: plasma membrane. Bases 497 to 1639 code for a protein of 380 amino acids. The transcript has 9 exons. The record is from RefSeq and is a predicted model, not a curated record. NCBI's taxonomy places the organism in Eukaryota, Metazoa, Chordata, Actinopteri, Cypriniformes, Cyprinidae. Gene Ontology annotation, molecular function: fibroblast growth factor receptor activity; fibroblast growth factor binding.
UGAACCUGUACGCUGUUUGCGUGCCCAAUCCGCCUGUGUGAUACAGUUCAAGCCAAACAGCGCCUCACAGGAUACGAUGGUCACAGAAUUUGGUGUAACGCCGGAUUUCCAGAUUUCCCGAACAUAUAACUAACUGGGUAGGAAUUUGGUUUGUGCGAAGUGAUUCAUAAUCUUCUCGCGAGCUUCAGGAGUAAUAACACCUCCGCUCCUCAUUCACUGAUCUUCGAGUCGAAAGAAGAACGGAAUCCGAGGGGUUUCAUGAAAACCAAACAGUUUUAUCCUAUGACAGAAGAAAAAUGUGGAGUUUCGUCCAGUGACUAUCUGUUCAGAUAAAAAGGAAAAGUCUCACACACAGUGCUGAUGUUUUGGCUGUUUUUAUGAAGAGCUGAGUAGAAAGAAUUUUUAAUGAUGAUGAUGAUGAUGAUGAAGACCAUGUUGCUGCUGAUCUCAGUACUCCUAACUUCAGUCCCAGGGCAGACUGGCCACCCAAGAUGAGAUGAUAGCCCUGGUCGAGCCGACGCCGUACACUUUGUAUCCGGGGGACAAACUGGAGCUGAGCUGUAAAAGUAUAGAGGAGACACAGGAAGUGACCUGGACUAAGAACCAUGUUCCCCUGGUUGAUGGAGAGCACACUCGCCUGCGCAACCAUCAGAUGGAGAUUGAAGCAGUAGAGCCGGCCGACUCUGGUCUGUAUGCUUGCUUUGCUCAGGGACCCAACAGCAACCAUACAGAUUACUUCAGUGUCAACGUUACAGAUGGAUUGGCUUCCUCAGAAGAUGAUGAAGAAGAUGAGUCUUCCUCCGAGGAGACCAGGCUAUCGAGUGACCAGAAACUGCUUCCAAUGGCACCUGUCUGGGCUCAUCCUGAUAAGAUGGAGAAGUGGUUCUAUGUGGUUCCCGCUAGCAAAACCAUCAAGUUUCGUUGCCAGGCCAACGGUAACCCUACACCAACACUCAAGUGGCUCAAAAAUGGCAAAGAAUUUAAAAAAGACCAGCGAAUAGGAGGCUACAAGGUUCGACAGCACAUGUGGACCAUCAUAAUGGAGUCGGUGGUACCGUCAGAUAAAGGCAACUACACCUGUCUGGUGGAAAACAAAUAUGGCAGCAUCAAUCACACCUACCAGCUGGACGUAGUUGACUCUCAAGGGAAUAGGUCAAUUCUUCAGGCGGGGUUGCCUGCUAACCGUACAGUAGUGGUGGGGAGUGACGUGGAGUUUGAGUGUAAAGUCUUCAGCGAUCCUCAGCCACACAUCCAGUGGCUGAAGCACAUUGUGGUCAAUGGCAGUAAAUUUGGCCUUGACGGACUGCCGUAUGUUCGGAUCUUGAAGACGGCAGGUGUCAACACCACACAUAAGGACAUGGAGGUACUGCAGAUUACGAAAGUGUCUUUAGAGGAUGCUGGAGAGUACACCUGCUUGGCUGGGAACUCUGUCGGCUUCGCUCAUCAGUCUGCAUGGUUGACUGUCUAUGAAGCAUCCACAAUGCCCAGCUUCAAGUUUUGCCAUUGUCCUGUCGAUAUGUCAGCAUCAUCCUCCAGUCCAGCUCCAGUGGUCCUACACCUGACUUCAGUACUGCCGCCUGCCGUGGACUGCAUGUUUUUCACAAUCAUGAUAGUUUUUGUUUUCUUGUUUGCAUUUUGAGCCAAAUAAGGCUCACAAUUUUCUCUGCACCCGAGUCCUCAUUCUCUCCUUCCACAAACCCUGACAUACUUACAAUACAACAUGCUGUUAUUUUUAAUGUUAAUGUAGGUUGUGAUGGAGAGUUAAAUGUUUUCUAUGAAAGAGUGUAUUGAAAGUUCUUUUGAGAUAUGUAUG